GUUGUUGAAAAGCGCGAAUGAGCUAAGCUCAUCUCUUGGAAUGUAGAUCGCAUUGAUCUGUCCAACCAUUGUUGGUCACAUAAUCUUGUGUCACGAAGCGAUAUAUCAAAACCGCGACCUUAAUUCCCCUCUUCUCUUUUUUCCUUUUUCCCUCGUGCAAACAGCCCAAGGAAAAGAAAAAAAUUAUCGUAUAAAAUGGAAACCGACGAAUUUCACUAUUUUCCAAAGCUUCCCUUUGAAAUACGAUGUUUGAUCUGGGAACUCUGCCUGCCGCAACGAAUCGUAGAAGAAGACGCCCCUUUUUUUCUUCUCGACGGCAACGAAUCUCGUCAAGCGUGCUGGGCACUCCCAACAACGUACCAAAACGCUCAACAGCCGGUGAUCGCAAUGGUGAACAAAGAAGCCCAGAAAAUCGCGAAAGAACACGGACGCAUGAUACAGAUGCAGGAAUCGACCAAUUUGGAUUCAAUAUGGGUACAGCCACGUAAAGAUGUGCUGCAUCUCAACUGGACGAGGAUGCGAUAUGUUGCUUGUUAUGGGGAUCCGGAUGCCUUUCGAAGCCCAUUAGCCAUGUUUGUAUGGCAAGCGGAAGAAUUAGGAAUGCAGCCUUCAGUCGUCGCAGAGAUUCUUCACCCAUUCAGCAUAAAAGCGCUCCUAGGAGGCAGCUCUGCGUCCGAAAGCCCAAGUGUUGAUUACGUAUCGGUAGAAAACAACGACUUAGCCGACACUGCGGAUUGUGCAAGUCACGCAGAUCGCACGGACCAACAUCUAAAUAUCACGAUGGCAGCGGUUUCUUUACAUAUCACCCGGAACGCGGUUUUGAGAUCUGGCCUAUUUGGAUUAUUGGGCGACGCCCCUGUUCAAAUGGUUGAUUUUGAUGACGAUAAUCGACUGGGGCAGUUCCACGAGUUGUUUAAACAGAAUGCAAUGGAUGAAGAGCCAGAAGUGCCGAUACUCUUCGAUACGUUUCAAACUUUUCAAUUUCGAACCGCCGUUGAGAUGUGGACGAGACAAGCUGAGUGGAUGAUCUUCGCAUGCAUGUGGCAGCGCGCACAACAGCCAAUUUACACCAAAGGAUCUGAGACAAGCAUAUACAUUGACGAAAUUGGGACAAAACCAAGUUUGGCGUGGCUGCCUGAACUGCCGGAGAAGGUGUCUAUUGACAUGGACGAACAUUCACCCAAUAUGGAUCAUCCAUGGGUGAAAAAAGCCUUCCGGAUUGCGCCCAGACUGCGACCGCAGAUCAUGGUGCGAUAUUGUACCAAAAAGUGUUAUAUCAAAGAUAGACAUCUUGAAUAAAUGUAGAAAUACUGAAUGUUACUUGGGUGGGCAAUACAGACUGAUAAAAAGAAUUGAAUCCAUCUCCUGUGGCAAUAUAAUUGAGAAAAGUCUAUUCUACUUUGC
This is a messenger RNA of Trichoderma atroviride IMI 206040, 1404 nucleotides long. RefSeq lists its product as uncharacterized. Lineage: Eukaryota; Fungi; Ascomycota; Sordariomycetes; Hypocreales; Hypocreaceae. The record is from RefSeq and is a predicted model, not a curated record.